CUUGGUGUUAGUAGGAUAUUAACACGACUGGUGUUGUUAUUCGCGCGCGCGACUAAUGUUGGCGGCGUCGCGAGCUGUUACAGUUACAGCUGAAUAUUUUACCUCAGAGUAAAAAUAUCUUCUGCAGCGGAUGUGUACAGAGAUAAAAUAUAUUAUUCCAUCUUUAAUCAUUAUACAGCUAUCGUUUACUACUAAGUUUUUACUGAGAUUAAUUGCUAAGUCAGUCGCUGAACAGAAAACGCGGUCAGAUUUGUGUUGUGGUUUGGAGUCGAAUAAGAGCUAGCUUAAAGCGAACUAGCUGCUUUACAGUAAUUAGCGCCUUUCUUUUCUUUAAUAACCUAGUGUUCUAGAACAUUCUAGAAUUUUCUGUAACAUCUUGCAUGACCUAAAUACAUAUCAGACAAGUUAUAAAUCAACUUUCUCUCUUCACAUAAGCUUCAGGUCACUGAGCUGGCAACAUGAAAAUGUCAACUAGUGCAUCCAAGAAGAGAAAACAGUGUUCUCCAAACACUGAAAAUAAUCCAGCAAAGAAGAAAGCCUUGAGACAGGAGACUUGCCCAAAGAGAACAUCCGCUCGGCUGAAGGAGAACUGCCCGUCUCUUCUGAACUCCCCUGAAAGGAUGCGCUCUCCAUCGCGCUCUCCCGGUACACCUAGGAAGAAGCGGCGCACCUCCACACUGGAGUCUCCUCCCAAAAGAGCGUCUCCUGUCAAAGCCACCUUGGGAGCAGGCUCGUUUUACAGCAAACAGAAACCCCUUUACCUCACCCCGCUCGAAAGAAAGGUGCUCAAGGAAACUAAGUCGCCUCCAUCAAACCAAGAUCAGCCGAGCGCUCCCGUGUCUUCAGCAGGAAACAACAAACCCAAAAAGCUGAAAAAGAAGGAGAAAGCGAAAGUGCAGAAAUCCAACCUAAAGGGCUACUUUGCUCCUAAACCCAACUGCAUGCAAGCAGAUUCCUUUACAGACAGUGUGGAAGUGAAGAAGCAGACUUCUAUCACAUUCAGUAGUUUAAAAUCCAAAAACAAACCCAGGAUCGUCGUCGGUGCUGCGUUCUUCGGCACCGGAAAAAAGCCAGCUUCCAUGUACAAGCCACACGCUCUGAAACCGAAGCCCAAACAAGCCAUCCCUCAGAAACCAGCAGUGGAGAAGGGCACAGCUCCAGCAGAGAGGGAGCGCUCUCCGGUGCGCCAGGCUGUUUUUAUUCACAAACCUAAACCUAAUCCUCAGCUGCCAUCUAAACCCAGGGACUGCGGUAUUUCUGAGGGCACAGAACAAACACCACGUUUUCAGACCUUGAGUCUCCCUAAGACCACUGAGGUUAAUAUGGCGGUUGCAAGGACACCUCAUUCACCAAUCAAAUUCUUGGUCUCGAAUACGGAUCACCAGGCCAUCACACCUGCCAAUCCUGAUUCAGAGACGGUGCUGGACAUCAGUGAAAUCAGUGCCCCAAAUAACAGCAGCUGUUUAGAUAAUGACACUUCAGCUGUGUACCCAAUCUUUGGCUCAAGGAGGCCUCAAAAGAAGCGUGCUCUGUCGUCCCCUCUGAACUGCAGUACCCCGUCUGCAGGCACGCCGUCUCUCAUGGUUAAAGAGAGGAGCGCCAGAAGAAAGAAGGAGCUGAAGAAGCAAAAUGAUGAUGAUCAGCUUGUCAUUGAUGCCGGUCAGAAGCAGUUUGGUGCUACGAUGUGUAAUUCCUGUGGCAUGCUGUACAGCGCAGACAGUCCAGAGGACAACUUCCAGCACACGCAGUUCCAUCAGCGCUUCCUUGACACGAUCAAGUUUGUGGGCUGGAAAAAGGAAAGAGUUGUGGCAGAAUUCUGGGAUGGCAAAAUCAUCCUUGUUCUUCCAGACGACCCAAAGUACGCAACUAAAAAGGCAGAAGACGUGAGACGUAUUGCUGAUAGUGAGCUGGGAUUUCAGCAAGUCACCCUCAGCAGUCCCAGUGCUGCGAAAACCUACCUGUUUAUCAACAGUGACAAGAUGGUAGUAGGCUGCGUGGUGGCUGAGCCUAUAAGACAGGCGUUCAGAGUGCUGGCACAGCCGGAGAAGCUCAAGGACAUGACCAAAGAGGACUUCAUGGAACAUCACAGAGCCUGGUGCUGCUCCACCGUGCCAGAGAAAGCCAUCUGUGGAGUGAGCCGAAUCUGGGUGUUCAGCCUGAUGAGGAGAAAGGGCAUCGCCACACGUCUGCUAGACACAGUCAGGGGAUCAUUCAUGUAUGGAAGUCCACUAACCAAAGAAGAAAUUGCCUUCUCCGACCCCACUCCUGAUGGCAAGCUCUUUGCAACAAAGUACUGUGGAACGCCCUCAUUCCUAGUCUAUAACUUCAUUGGCUAACUGUUUAAUAGUUUAUAAACGAAGAAAUGACCUGCUGCUUAUCUGUUUAAUGUUUUUAACAGUUUACUUUAGUGUUAAUGGAUGUUUUUACCAAUACACAAUUAAUGGAACAGUUGAAACAUUAAUUAAACAAGUGUUGUUUUUUAUAACCUCAGCAAUUGAAGCUGUACAGUUUCAUAAAUUUAUAUCAAAAGCAUAGUAAAAUUUAGACAAUGAAACAUGUCUCAGUUUAGUGUUUUUCUCCCUUACUCUUAAAUUUAGGUUGAAAAAAAACAAACUUUAAUAAAAGUUCAUUACUCAGGCAAAUUCAUGUUUCAGAUUUGGAGUAGUUAAACAGUCCAAACUGACCCCUCAUAGUCUGAGUACAAUCUUCCGCUAAAAUGUUUUAUUUGCAGUCUUUUUUUUUUGUAAAUAUUUUAAAUAAAUGUUGCUGCUAAGCA
Clarias gariepinus (North African catfish) is the source of this 2776-nucleotide messenger RNA. It is a transcript of the gene esco2, whose product is annotated as establishment of sister chromatid cohesion N-acetyltransferase 2. The transcript has 11 exons. Gene Ontology annotation, biological process: mitotic sister chromatid cohesion. Gene Ontology annotation, cellular component: chromatin; nucleus. Gene Ontology annotation, molecular function: protein-lysine-acetyltransferase activity. The record is from RefSeq and is a predicted model, not a curated record. The coding region runs from base 459 to 2336 and encodes 625 amino acids. Lineage: Eukaryota; Metazoa; Chordata; Actinopteri; Siluriformes; Clariidae.